Messenger RNA from Zophobas morio, 1486 nucleotides. It is a transcript of the gene Snx16, whose product is annotated as sorting nexin-16. Bases 242 to 1096 code for a protein of 284 amino acids. The record is from RefSeq and is a predicted model, not a curated record. Gene Ontology annotation, cellular component: extrinsic component of endosome membrane; late endosome; early endosome. Lineage: Eukaryota; Metazoa; Arthropoda; Insecta; Coleoptera; Tenebrionidae. The transcript is spliced from 5 exons. Gene Ontology annotation, biological process: endosome to lysosome transport; early endosome to late endosome transport; protein targeting to lysosome. Gene Ontology annotation, molecular function: phosphatidylinositol binding.
UGUCAAUUAGCGAUUAGCGAAUCAGCUGUUUUUAUUUGUAAGGUUAAGUAGUUUGUUGUCUUUUGUGCUCUACAUACUUAAUUAUGUUCCAUUUGAAUUCUCCUACAACGAAUGACUUCGUUAUGUACAGUUAACUUCUUUAUUUGUAAUAAUUAAAACUCAAGUGGCAACCAUUUACUGUAAAUCGAAACUACGUUUUGAGGUUAUGACUUGUGUUACUUCCUACUAUUUUUAAACUACAAUGGGCGAUCAGCAAAAUUUUGACGUUGCUGAAAAUUUCAAUAAACUUGAAGUAAAAGACAUAUCCCACCCUUUGAAAGUCAACAAUAUUCAAAUAACGCAAUGUGAAACUGCCGAAGAAGCAAUAACAACAGAUUCAGAGGACUAUCUAUCAGAGCCUUUAAGGUAUCGCAGCUUUCAGUAUUCCACUUCUUCCAAUGAAACAAACUCCACUUUGGUCCAGGAACAUACCAUUCCAGAAGAAAACGCCAAUUUUUUAUCCUGUAAUGGUGAUAUUAAUUUUGACAAUAUUGAAAUACCCAUCGUGGGUUAUGAGAUAAUGGAGGAGAGGGCGAGAUUUACAGUGUACAAACUAAGAAUUGAAAAUAAGGUGACAGGAGAUUGUUGGUACGUUUUUCGGCGAUAUACCGACUUUGUCAGAUUGUGUAAUAGAAUAAGGAAUUCACAUCCACAAGUUGUACAGUUGUUACCGCGAAAGCGGUGGUUGAAAAACAAUUUUGAUCCUAUAUUUCUUGAAGAAAGAGUCAGUGGUUUACAAACGUUGGUUAAUGCCAUAGUUGCUGAGUCAACGUUGAUGGCGACGCAAGAAAUUCAGGAUUUUUUCUGUUUGAAUGAACCGCCAAUUUAUUCAGAAACAAAUGAAGAAUCUAGGGCAAUGUUUGAAGCCUUGGAAGAAACUAUCAAUGAAUUAAAAGUGCAGCUAAGAGAAAAAGACGCGAUUAUAGAUUCUUUACAAGAUUCUUUACACACAAAAACUUUAGAAAGUGAAAAUUUAUUAAAAAUUAUAAAGAGGUCAACCAUGAACUGCCAGAAGUGUCAAAAGGAGUGUGAAAAUUUUACUAAAGUUAUUAAAUGACAAAAAUGUUUAUCAUCCUCUCUUACUUUAUUUUUAGUCAGAUGACACAAUGCUACACUAAUUCCUUAACACAGUAUGAUAUUUACAUUAACUUAUUUUAAAAAUUAUGAUUAGCUGUAUAAAGAUCAGCUUGUCUAGUAUUUCUAGUAAAUAAGUUAGCAUUCAUUAGCUUUAAUUAAAAUUUUCAAAUUAAGUUUUCAUUCUGAUAUGAAUGAAUCCGAAAUAAAUUUGCACUUCUUUAUAAAUAACAGUAUUUGUAACGAAAUUUUUCGGUGAAGCGUGUAACACAACACUCUUAAAUGCUGGGAAAGAUAUUCCUGGAUGUUGUAUUUUUGUAACCAGACACUUGUACAUAAUUUUUAUAAAAAUACAUUUUUAUUGUCGGUUUUA